Messenger RNA from Amphiprion ocellaris (clown anemonefish), 8128 nucleotides. It is a transcript of the gene otofa, whose product is annotated as otoferlin a. Gene Ontology annotation, biological process: plasma membrane organization; synaptic vesicle priming. Gene Ontology annotation, cellular component: presynaptic active zone membrane; synaptic vesicle membrane. The transcript is spliced from 47 exons. Bases 256 to 6411 code for a protein of 2051 amino acids. Gene Ontology annotation, molecular function: AP-2 adaptor complex binding; calcium ion binding. Lineage: Eukaryota; Metazoa; Chordata; Actinopteri; Pomacentridae. The record is from RefSeq and is a predicted model, not a curated record.
GUAAAAACCAAGAGGCGGCUCGGAGAUGAGACCCAGCAGCCGGAGCUGGAGGAUGAUUGUUAACUGGAGCAUGUGAUUUCCUCUUAAAUAACACAUUUUUAAAAAAGUGUUCACGCUGCCCGUAUGGAAAGCGAUUUUGGGGUCCAGCGAAUCCAAGGAGAGGCGCACCUAAACAUCACCAAGCACAGAUUGCACCAAACCGCUUCAAGUUUGAUCCGUGUGGAGUAACAUUACUCCCCCGACACCAGUGGACUAAUGAUGGCCCUAAUGGUUCACCUGAAGACGGUCGCUCACCUCCGGGGGAGAGGUGACAGGAUCGCCAAAGUUACCUUCAGAGGUCUGCCCUUCUACAGCCGCAUAGCAGAGAACUGUGAGGAGGUGGCCAACUUUAAUGAGACAUUUCGAUGGCCCAUUGCCAGCAGGCUGGAUGGAAACGAGAUGCUCGAGAUCCAAGUGUACAACUACAGCAAAGUCUUCUCCAACAGACUGGUCGGGACUUUCUGUAUGGUGCUUCAGAAGGUGGCUGAGGAGGGACACUUGGAGCUGACCGACACACUCAUCGAUGACAACAACACAUCGAUAAAGACCAGCGUCACCAUAGAGAUCAGAUACCAGCCGAUGGACGGCACAGUGGGGAUGUGGAGCGACGGAGAGUUCCUGGAUGUUCCUGAUGACCGUGAUGGGAUGUUUGCGUUUGAAACAGACAGUUUGCUGUCAGGACAAAGCCACGGCUCGGGAACUUCUCCUGGACGAUCUCUACAGGGAUCCAUACCCACCUUCAGAAAAGCAGGGAAGGGAGUUUUCUCAGCCAUGAAGCUUGGCAAGAUCAAGAGCUCUAAAGACGACCACAAGAAAGGAGCAGAUGAGCCGGCAGUCCUGGAUAUGGAGGACCUGGACAGGAAAGCGAUGCGUCUUGCAGGAACACUGGACCCAGACACCAUCUCUUUGGCCUCGGUCACCGCCGUCACCACCAACGUCUCCAAUAAGAGGUCAAAGCCAGAUAUCAAGAUGGAGCCAAGCUCUGGAAGACCGGUGGAUUAUCAGAUCAGCAUCACGGUGAUCGAGGCCCGGCAGCUAAUAGGCCUCAACAUGGACCCCGUGGUGUGUGUGGAGAUCGGAGAUGACAAGAAGUACACGUCUAUGAAGGAGUCGACCAACUGUCCGUACUACAAUGAGUAUUUUGUGUUUGAUUUCCACGUCCCUCCUGACGUCAUGUUUGACAAGAUCAUCAAGCUCUCAGUUAUUCAUUCUAAGAAUCUUUUACGAAGUGGAACCUUGGUGGGAACCUUCAAGAUGGAUGUCGGGACUGUUUACUCUCAGCCUGAACAUCAGUUUUACCACAAGUGGGCCAUCUUGUCUGAUCCUGAUGACAUCACAGCGGGGUGCAAAGGAUACAUAAAGUGUGACAUCGCUGUGGUCGGGAAGGGUGACAACAUCAAGACCCCACACAAGGCCAACGAGACUGAUGAAGAUGAUAUAGAGGGAAACCUCCUGCUCCCAGAGGGGAUCCCAGCAGAGCGGCAGUGGGCGAGGUUUUAUGUGAAGAUCUACCGCGCUGAGGGACUUCCUAAAAUGAACACCAGCAUCAUGGCUAAUGUGAAAAAGGCCUUUAUUGGAGAGAACAGGGACCUUGUGGACCCCUACGUUCAAGUGCAGUUCGCUGGGCAGAAGGGAAAGACUUCAGUCCAGAAGAGCAGCUAUGAGCCAAUCUGGAACGAGCAGGUCAUCUUCACUGAGCUCUUCCCUCCCCUCUGCAAGAGGCUGAAGGUCCAAAUAAGAGACUCGGAUAAGGUCAACGACGUUGCUAUAGGAACCCACUUCAUCGACCUACGCAAGAUAUCAAACGAUGGUGAUAAAGGGUUCUUGCCCACGCUGGGUCCAGCCUGGGUCAACAUGUACGGUUCCACCCGUCAGUACACCCUGAUGGACGAGCACCAGGACCUGAACGAGGGACUCGGAGAAGGAGUGUCCUUCAGAGCUCGACUCCUGGUCUCCAUCGCUGUGGAGAUCCUGGACACCACUUCGCCGGAGAUCAUCAGCUCCACUGAGGUUCAGGUGGAGUCCGUGUCCAACAUCUCAGAGAGCGCCACAGGGAAAAUAGAUGAGUUCUUCCUCUUUGGUUCCUUCCUGGAAGCCACCAUGAUCGACAGGAAGAUCGGUGACAAACCGAUUAGUUUUGAAAUCACAAUAGGUAACUAUGGCAACCAGAUAGACGGAGUGAGCAAACCUUCGUUGUCAAAGAAGAAGAAGAAAGACGGGGAGAGCGAAGAAGAGGAAAGUGAGCUCAUUCAAAACUCCAGUGAGGACGAGGCAGAUGAAGACAGCGACCUUGUCUCAGUUUCCUCGACUCCUCUCAUGAAGCCCGUCAUCACCGACAGGAACUACUUCCAUCUUCCCUACUUUGAAAAGAAGCCUUGUGUCUACAUCAAGAGCUGGUGGCAGGACCAGAGGAGACGACUUUACAAUUCCAACAUGAUGGAUAAAAUUGCAGACAAGCUGGAAGAGGGUUUGAAUGAUGUCCAGGAGAUCAUUAAGACGGAGAAGGCCUUUCCAGAGCGCAGACUCAGAGGAGUGCUAGAGGAGCUCAGCAUCGGCUGCAGUCGGUUUGUGACUCUGGCUAACAAGGAUGUGAACCAGGCAGGCAGAACCAAACUUGAUCGAGAACGGCUCAAGUCCUGCAUGAGAGAGAUGGACAGCAUGGGCCAACAGGCCAAGCAGAUCCGGACUCAAGUGAAGAAAAACACCGUGAAAGACAAACUCAAGCUGGUGCAGAACUUCCUGCAGAGGCUCCGUUUCCUCGCUGACGAGCCCCAGCACAGCAUCCCAGAUGUUUUCAUCUGGAUGAUGAGCAACAACAAGCGCAUCGCUUACGCUCGGGUUCCUUCAAAAGACAUCCUGUACUCCAUAGUGGAUGAGGAAACUGGCAAAGACUGUGGAAAAGUCAAAGCUGUCUUCCUCAAGCUGCCCGGUAAGAAGGGCUUUGGUCAUGCUGGCUGGACAGUUCAGGCUAAGCUGGAGUUGUAUCUGUGGCUGGGCCUCAACAAGCAGCGGAAGGAUUUCCUCACUGGUCUGCCGAAUGGCUUUGAAGAGCUCAAAGCUACUAAAACGGGUCCUGGUCUUCAAUCUGUUCCCCCUGUCAGCCUCGUCUACAACAUGAAGCAGGUGUUUCAGCUCAGAGCCCACAUGUACCAGGCUCGCAGUCUGUUUGCUGCUGACAGCAGCGGUCUGUCAGACCCCUUCGCCCGAGUCUUCUUCUCCACACACAGCCAGGUUACUGAGGUUCUGAGUGAGACUCUUUGCCCUACGUGGGACCAGCUGCUGGUGUUUGAUGACGUUGAGCUGUUUGGUGAAGCCAGUGAGCUGAGAGAUGACCCUCCGAUCAUCGUAGUUGAAAUCUAUGACCAGGACACUGUGGGUAAGGCCGAAUUCAUAGGUCGGACGUUUGCAAAGCCCACCAUCAAGAUGUGUGAUGAACAUUACGGGCCCCCGAGGUUCCCCCCGCAGCUGGAGUACUACCAGAUCUACAGAGGGAACUGCACUGCUGGGGAGCUGCUGGCUGCCUUCGAGCUGCUGCAGAUUCCCUACGAUGCGGAGGAGAUCAGGCGAGCUCUGAUCGCCGUCCAUAACUUUGCUGUUCCUCAAAUAAAGAUUGGUCAAGGAGGCAGAGCUGACCUUCCCCCACUUGAAGGGCCAACAGACUCCGAGCGUGGACCCAUCCUCCCAGUGCCGCUGGGCAUCCGACCCGUCCUGAGUCGCUACCGCAUUGAGGUUUUGUUCUGGGGAUUAAGGGACCUGAAGAGGAUUAACUUAGCUCAGGUGGAUCGGCCUCGUGUGGACAUAGAGUGUGCAGGUAGGGGUGUUCAGUCGGCCCUCAUCCAGAACUACAAGAAGAAUCCCAACUUCAGCACCCUGGUCAAGUGGUUCGAGGUGGACCUUCCAGAAAACGAGCUUCUCCAUCCUCCUCUCAACAUCCGUGUGGUCGACUGCAGAGCGUUCGGCCGCUACAUCCUGGUGGGGUCCCACGCUGUGAGCAGCCUGAGACGUUUCAUCUACAGCACCCCAGACAAGAACUCCAACAACUGGGCUACUGCAGCUAAGCUAAUGAAUGGCUACAUGGUCCUAACCAAUGGCGGCUCCCAGCCCCGCUCCUCACCCAGCCUCUCUUCCCGCACCUUCUCUCGCCCCGCAGGUGACAUCGUCGUCAACAUGGACUCAGACCCUGGGGUCCGGAAGAUGGACACCGUGGUCAAGUUGGACGCUAUGUCUGAUGCUGUUGUAAAAGUUGAUAUGACGGAGGAAGAGAACGACAAAAAGAAGAAGAAGAAGAAAAAGAAGGGAGGAGUGGAGGAAGAGGAUGAGACGGACGAGAGGGUGUUGGACUGGUGGUCUAAAUAUUUUGCUUCAAUAGAGACUCUUAAGGAGACCCUCAGAGCUCAGGAGGCAGCUCAGGCAGAGGCGGAGGAGAGAGAGGACCUGGAGAUAGCGGCUGAAGCAGCAGACAUCAAACCCGAUGACCUUCUUCUGAAAGGCUCCAAGAUGAAGGAAAAGACCAAAGAGAAGAAGAGCUCGAAGGACAAGAAGAAGGGUCUGGCCGCUGAUGGAUCUGAGAGACGACCAGUUAAAACAAAAGUGGACGAGCUGGUGGUGUACAACAAGGAGCUGGAGACUGAGUACGGCAACUUUGAAGACUGGCUUCACACUUUCAACUUGUACAGAGGAAAGGCUGGGGAUGACGACGAACAUGCUCUGGAUGACGACAGGAUUGUUGGCAGAUUCAAGGGAUCCUUAUGCAUGUACAAACUCCCUCUGUCUGAGGAGAUCACAAGAGAGGCAGGAUUUGAUCCCAAUAUGGGAAUGUUCCAGAGCAUCCCGCAUAAUGAUCCAAUCAACGUCCUUGUUCGUGUCUAUGUCGUCAGGGCUACAGAGCUCCAUCCUGCUGAUAUUAAUGGGAAGGCUGAUCCGUACAUUGUCAUUAAACUGGGCAAGUCGGAGGUCAAAGACAAAGAAAACUACAUUUCCAAACAGCUCAACCCAGUAUUUGGCAAAUCAUUUGACAUCGAGGCCACGUUCCCCAUGGAGUCCAUGCUAACCGUGUCAGUGUACGACUGGGAUCUGGUUGGCACCGACGACCUGAUCGGAGAGACGAAGAUUGAUCUGGAGAAUCGUUUCUACAGCAAAUUCAGAGUUACCUGCGGCAUUUCAUCCAACUACUCUCUCCAUGGAUACAAUGUUUGGCGGGAUCCAAUGAAGCCCAGCCAGAUCCUGGCUAAGCUCUGUAAGGAAGGAAAGAUUGAUGGACCUCAUUAUGGGCCAGGAGGCAAAGUGAAGGUGGCCAAUCGAAUCUUUACGGGACCAACAGAGAUCGAGGAUGAAAACGGUCUGAAGAAGCAGACUGAGGAGCAUUUAGCUCUGGCAGUGUUGAACCACUGGGAGGAGAUCCCAAGAGUUGGCUGCAAGCUGGUCCCUGAACACGUGGAGACCAGACCCCUGCUGAACCCUGACAAACCCGGGAUCGAACAGGGCCGUAUUGAGAUGUGGGUGGACAUGUUUCCUAUGGACAUGCCUGCUCCUGGACCUGCGAUUGAUAUAUCACCACGGAAACCAAAGAGAUAUGAGCUCAGGGUGAUUAUUUGGAAUACAGACGAAGUAAUACUGGAGGACGAUGAUUACUUCACUGGGGAAAAGUCCAGUGACAUAUUUGUCAGGGGAUGGCUGAAAGGGCAGCAGGAGGACAAACAGGACACAGAUGUGCACUACCACUCACUGACAGGUGAGGGCAACUUCAACUGGCGCUUCGUCUUCCCCUUUGAUUACCUCAUGGCUGAGGAGAAGAUUGUAAUCUCCAAGAAGGAAUCCAUGUUCUCCUGGGACGAGACCGAAUAUAAAAUCCCUCCUCGUCUCACGCUGCAGGUCUGGGAUGCAGAUCACUUCUCUGCUGAUGAUUUCCUGGGUGCAAUUGAGCUGGACCUGAAUCGGUUCCCUCGUGGCGCCAAGACAGCAAAGCAGUGCUCCAUUGACAUGAUCCGAAAUGAGCAGGAGCUGCCCACCAUCUCCAUAUUCAAGCAGAAGAGGGUGAAAGGAUGGUGGCCGUUUGUGGCCCGCGAUGAGAACGAUGAGAUGGAGCUCACGGGGAAGGUUGAGGCCGAGCUCCACCUGCUGACAGCCGAAGAAGCAGAGAAAAGUCCGGUGGGACUUGGACGAAAUGAGCCUGAUCCACUGGAGAAACCAAACCGCCCAGACACCACCUUCCUGUGGUUCCUGAGCCCGCUGAAAGCCAUCCGCUACCUGGUGUGCAACCGCUACAAGUGGCUGAUCAUCAAGAUCGUGCUGGCCCUGCUGCUGCUCAUCAUGCUGGGCCUCUUCCUCUACAGCAUGCCGGGCUACCUGGUCAAGAAGCUGCUGGGGGCCUGAGUCACGGCUGGGAGGAUGGGGGUGGGACGGGUGGGGGGUGGCCAGCUGGGGGGGAGACCAGAGAGUAGAUGCACCCACAAGGAAGGAGAAAGAAAGCUGUCUCAUUUCCUUCUCUCUCAACCAGUCUAAGUCUUCACAACCAGCUCGCCACCUUCCACCUGAGCACCGAGGACAGAGGUAGACACCACCCGAACUGACUGUUUCCUUACACUCCCUAUACAAUGAGCUCUAACCAAUCUGCAACAAGCCGAACAAAUGUAACGCUCACUAUCUGAACUCCAUCCUUGAACUGACUAAACAGCAAUCACAUGCCACAAGUAACCCCUGAUCAAAUAUUUCUUUAUCCGUUUCUGCAGCUUUUAAUUUGCGUAUUGGGCCCCUGUCAGUGUCGGGUUCAGUGGUCAGAUGAUUGCAAGGACAUUCAUUUCAAGUGAUGCUAUAUGACCUCACAUUAAGCUACAGCUUCUGCUAUUCAUUUGGGUUAAUAGGGAACAAAUGGAGGACAUUUGUGGUAACACUUUGGCCUUCCCUUCCAUUUAGCAUUCAUAUAAACAUGGUUUGUAAUGUGAUAUAAUGUAGUUGUAGAUGGAUGUAAGGACAUUUUAAGUGAUUAUUGAUGAGCAUUUUUUGUCAAUAAUUCUAACUUCUAUGUGUUUUAAUAUGUUGUCAUGUGUUAUUUGUUUAUCUCCCAGCCUCAGGAAGUGUUACAGUUGCUGAAGAGUAAUAAUGUCUAUUUACAUCUACAUUAUAGAAUGUUAGAAACCAUUCAUGAAUGCUAAAUAGGGGGUUAAAGCAAAGUAUUACCCGUUUUUAAACUGUUAUAUCUCUUGCAGUCUUUGCACACUUGUAUAAGAAUAAUAAUGAAGAACUGAAAAAAAAAGAUGUCUAUUUUCCUAUGAAAUUCAAUGAGACGGAGAACAACAUACCUUCAAAAUUAAUCAAAUAAACAGUUUGUGGGGUUUAGUUAAACGGCAGAGUUAAAUAUUUAAUCAAAGCAACCAAGCCAGACUUAGGUUAGACAGUGUUUGCAAAUAGUUAUUUUUUUUCUUCCCAUUUCUAUAUGUGAAUUGCACAAGCACAAUUCAGUCGCUUAAUCAAUAUACUCAUGUUUCAGUGUAAUAGUCUAAAUGAUCUUUAAUCCACUGUCCUCACACACAAAAAACCUGCACAUGAGAAUGAAACUAAUUAUUUGCAAACAUCACUUGACCAGGUCUGUUUUCUAAGUCCUCCGAAGCAACAAACACUUAAAGGUUAUCACUGUUAUCGACCAAAAGCGAGGCUUCUGUGUGAAUAUGCAUGCAUCAUUGUGAUAACUGACCACAGAGGUCAUGUGUGUUGGCAUGACUUGUCUUUCCAGUUUGACACGAACCAAAUCACCAACCCUGUUUGUCUUUAACGUUAAUGUAAAGAUGAUCUCAUUGGAAUAAGAUUAAAGUGCACUUGAACAGAGCUGUGAAAAGGGUUGAAAAAACACGACCCUGUCUCCAUAUCAGAUGGCAGAUUGUGUGGUGUCCCCGUUAAACUUCGCCUGUGGUUGACCUCAUACGUGUUGCAGCCUUUGUUUGUGAAUCUGCGUUUCACCGAAUACAGUUAUUGUUUGCACUAAACUGAACUUGCCUGUUUUUACGAUGACUUUGUGUAUUUAUAUGUGUUGAAAUGCGUGCAAUAUUUAUUUUUUGUUUGUUUUGACAAUUUGAAAUAAACUGACUUCCACAGA